AUGCAAAGAGUCAACCACACACUGUUGACUGAGUUCAUCCUGACAGGAAUUCCCUACCCACCCAGGCUAAGGACACUCCUUUUUGUGUUCUUUUUAUCAAUCUACAUCCUGACUCAGCUGGGGAACUUCCUUAUUCUGGUCACCGUCUGGACAGACCCACAGCUCCAUGCCCGCCCCAUGUAUAUCUUCCUUGGUGUUCUCUCCCUCAUCGACAUGGGCAUCUCCUCCAUCAUUGUCCCUCGCCUCAUGAUGAAUUUCAGGUCAGCCAUCAAACCCAUCCUGUUCGCUGGCUGUGUGGCUCAACUUUAUUUCUAUCACUUUCUGGGAAGCACCCAGUGCUUCCUCUACACCUUGAUGGCCUACGACAGGUACCUGGCAAUAUGCCGGCCCUUGCGCUACCCUGUGCUCAUGACUGCUAAGCUCAGUACCUUGCUUGCAUCUGGGGCUUGGGUGGCCGGUUCCAUUCAUGGGGCUCUCCAGGCCAUUCUAACCUUCCGCCUGCCCUAUUGUGGUCCCAACCGGGUCGAUUACUUCUUCUGUGACAUUCCUGCCGUUCUGAGGCUGGCCUGUGCUGAUACCACAGUCAACGAGCUGGUGACCUUUGUGGACAUUGGGGUGGUGGUUGCCAGCUGUUUCUCUCUGAUCCUCCUCUCCUACAUUCAGAUCAUUAGAGCCAUCCUCAGAAUCCGUACAGCCGAUGGGCGCCGCCGGGCCUUCUCAACCUGUGGGGCCCAUGUAACUGUGGUCACCGUGUACUACGUGCCCUGUGCCUUCAUCUACCUGAGGCCUGGGACCAAUAGUCCCCUGGAUGGGGCAGCUGCUCUGUUCCCCACAGCCAUCACCCCUUUCCUCAAUCCCCUCAUCUACACUCUGCGGAACCAAGAGGUGAAGCUAGCCCUGAAGAGAAUGAUAGGAGGCCCGAGAACCAAGAGCAAGGUUUGAAAUGGUCUAUCUCCCACUGGGAAA
This is a messenger RNA of Marmota monax (woodchuck), 966 nucleotides long. Its product is annotated as olfactory receptor 10G3. The transcript has a single exon. Gene Ontology annotation, molecular function: olfactory receptor activity; G protein-coupled receptor activity. The record is from RefSeq and is a predicted model, not a curated record. Lineage: Eukaryota; Metazoa; Chordata; Mammalia; Rodentia; Sciuridae. Gene Ontology annotation, biological process: G protein-coupled receptor signaling pathway. Bases 1 to 942 code for a protein of 313 amino acids. Gene Ontology annotation, cellular component: membrane.